This is a messenger RNA of Gasterosteus aculeatus aculeatus (three-spined stickleback), 1011 nucleotides long. Lineage: Eukaryota; Metazoa; Chordata; Actinopteri; Perciformes; Gasterosteidae. The record is from RefSeq and is a predicted model, not a curated record.
ACAGAAAAUCCCACCACCACCACAGAAAUCCCCACCACCACCACAGAAAAGCCCACCACAACGACAGAAAAUCCCACCACAACCACAGAAAAGCCCACCACAACACCCGUUGACUGCCAUGUUUGUAAAUGGACGGAUUGGAAAAACAAUCACUACCCUGGUGAAGACGGUGAUGAUCGCGAAUCCAUUGAAAAGAUUACUGAUCCAGAUCUGAGCGUUUGUAGUAAACCUCUGGAAAUAGAAUGCAGAGCGACGCAAUACCCGGAUACGCCUUUGAAAGACCUGGAUAAUAAUGUAACAUGCAGCCCGAGCGAUGGACUAAUCUGUCUCGGCAAAAAACAACCCAUACCUCAUAGAUGCAAUGACUAUGAAAUACGAUUGAGAUGUUGCAUCAAUAUGUGUGAAACAACCACAACUCCAUCCUUUACAACGACAAUAUCUACUACAACCACAGAAAUCCCCACCACAACCACAGAAAAGCCCACCACCACCACAGAAAGGCCCACCACCACCACCACCACAGAAAAACCCACCACAACUUCUGCAACCACAGAAAUCCCAACCACCACCACCACCGAAAAGCCCACCACAACCACAGAAAAUCCCACCACCACCACAGAAAAGCCCACCACAACCACAGAAAAGCCCACCACCACUACAGAAAGGCCCACCACAACUGCUGCAACCACAGAAAAUCCCACCACAACCGAAGAAAUCCCCACCACAACCCCAGAAAGGCCCACCACCACCACAGAAAAGCCCACCACCACCACAGAAAAGCCCACCACAACUGCUGCAACCACAGAAAUUCCCACCACCACCACAGAAAAGCCCACAACAACCACAGAAAACCCCACCACAACUGCUGCAACCACAGAAAAUCCCACCACAACCGAAGAAAUCCCCACCACAACCCCAGAAAGGCGCACCACAACCACAGAAAAGCCCACCACCACCAUAGAAAUCCCCACCACCACCACCACAGAAAGGCCCACCACAACCAAUUACUGA